AUGUUUAUUGUCUUCGACGUUCUCCCUCUCGCUCUCGCUCUCUGUUUUUUCGGUCGCUCGGUGUCUCUCGAUGUCUCUGCCGUCUCGGUCUCCCUAUCUCUGUCAAAAAAAGAAAAAUUCAGCGAAUGUGUUUUCGUGUGUGUGUGUGCAUCUGGAGGACAAGCAAAAAGUAUAAAAAAGUGCACGACACACACGUCUGCCCGGCUGGACGACGGGGGCGUCAUGGCCGCCCCAUCCGGUACCACGGCCACUGGGGCUGCCGCAGCGACGGAUCCCGAUGUGACGGACGGGCUCGACGUGACCAUUGUCAGCCAUCAGGAUCAGGGCCAUAUCGUCUACCUCAUCGAAACCACUGUUGGCGUCCUCGGCGAAAGUUAUCAGGCGCCGCACCGCUAUUCUGAUUUCGUCGCCCUGGCUGCCCACGUGACUGCUCUCACCAACGUCGAUAUCCCUCUUCCCCCCAAACGCUUCAUGGGAAACAAGACCGCCGCGGUCAUUGAGGAACGCAAGCGCGCCCUGGAAGGCAUGCUGCAAACCCUUGCCCGCCAUCCCAUCCUUCGCCAUGACAUGGCUGUCCGCCAAUUUCUCCUGCCCACCCUCGUCUCCGAUCACCUUGCAGAUGAGAAUAUGCGCGGCGUUAGCCUCUUUUUUCGCAGCAAUCCCAACUGGCUGCGCCAACAAGAUACCCCACUCGUGGGUUGGCGAGUCGCCAAGGAAUUCGUUCUCGUCCAGACCCAAGGCUAUGCCACCCAGGAUAGCCAGGGCCCCAAGUACCUUGCAUGGCGCUGCCUCACGCCUUUGGGUCUGGUUUUCCGUACGCCUACUUUCACCCAGACACGCGUCGGGGGCCAUCCCCACGUUGAGGCGGGUGCCCUCGCCAGCGCCCUCAAAUAUCUUGCUGGCAUAUCACAUCCCUUCAUUGCCCCUGCCAUUUUCGGAGGCAUCCAUGAGGCCUCGGGUCUCAACGCCGUCGUCGUCCGCAACCUCUAUCCCAAAGGCUCCAUCCGUGAUCAUGUUUGCAAAAACAAAAACCCACAGGAAAGCUUCGUGAAAAAGUACUGUUGCACCAAAUACAAACCCUUUGACGAGCGCCGUACAAAGCUCUACGGACGCCAAAUUCUAGAGGCCAUAUCUUUCUGUCACGCCAAAAACAUCCCUCUUGGCCACAUUCAUUCUGGUAACAUAAUGGUGGUGAGCGAUCAGCUCGUGCACCUGACGGAUAUUGAAACAGGCAUCCUAGGCAUUUCUGGCUUUUACGACGGCCACGUCAAGCAACUCAAAAAAGUCAAUACCCUUGAGCGCCGGGAUGUCUACUGCUUCGGGCAUGUGCUCUUUGAGAUGGUGUUUGGCCGCCCGCUCGGUCAAUUGACCCUCGAUGAGGCCCUACCGAGUGGACCCCAUAAGGAAAUCCUGGAACUGCUGCUCUCGCCCCGUGGUGUGCGUAGCCUUCCCACAGUCUCCCAACUUUUGGCCAUGCCCUACUUCAAGGACGUCAAUCUCGGGGCUGUUGAGCGUGGCAGCUUUAAGUUGAGCGCACGUGUACGCGACGCCUUGGCGUCAGCACAAACGAGCGCUCACCAGGUCUUGCGUGAGCAACAAGCUCAGCUCAUGGCACGCAAGCGUCAGGACGAGCAAGUGCGUGACGAAGAAAAACGUAGUCGCCAGCGCGACAGAGAACUCAGCCGCCAAGUGCGCACCAACAAUGGCUCGUCAUUUAGCAAACGCGGGUUGAAAAAGGCCGAAACAAACGACCGCAGCGGGCCCCUCCUAUAA
Messenger RNA from Monosiga brevicollis MX1, 1773 nucleotides. RefSeq lists its product as uncharacterized. The transcript has 14 exons. Gene Ontology annotation, cellular component: extrinsic component of endosome membrane; late endosome; early endosome. Gene Ontology annotation, molecular function: phosphatidylinositol binding; protein kinase activity; ATP binding. Lineage: Eukaryota; Choanoflagellata; Craspedida; Salpingoecidae. Bases 1 to 1773 code for a protein of 590 amino acids. The record is from RefSeq and is a predicted model, not a curated record. Gene Ontology annotation, biological process: protein phosphorylation; endosome to lysosome transport; protein targeting to lysosome.